AUGGGAGAAGGAGGAGGAUGCUGCGCUCUACCCUUGGUGCGUUCUUUUCGGUCAGCACGCACUGCCUCUGACUCAGGCUCAACCUCAGCUUUCAGUUGUCUUCGGCUAAAGGACUUAAGAGAGGAGGUGGAGAAAGAAACAAACAACAAACUGGAGCUCAGGAGUUCUCACUACAGCUUCUCAAACAGAGACAACAGCAAGAGAAAAAAAGAACACAACAAAUAUUGCCCAUCUUCUGUGGAGGAAACUACUAACCCCUCAGUGGUCACCACCACAUCUUCUUCGGGUUUCAGUGCUUCUUUUUCAACCCUGUCCGCUCCAAGGUCUAUGUGGCAAGAGGCGAUGAAGAGGAAACGGUACCUCCUUGACCGGGCAGGGGUGUCUGGUGAAGUGGAUAAAGGAGGUGGUGAGGGGAAGAGGAGCAGGUCCCCGGACUGGCUAUAUGAAUCCUACUACUGUAUGAGCCAGCAACAUCCUCUCAUUGUGUUUUUGCUUCUCAUAGUGAUGGGAGCCUGCCUGGCUCUGCUGACUGUGUUUUUUGCUUCAGGGCUGAGCAUCGCAGACCAUGUUGCCUUUGUAAUCACUGUGCCCACAGCACUGGCUAUAUUCCUGACAGUGUUUGUGCUCGUCUGCAUUGAGUCUGUCUUCAAGAAGCUCUUACGUGUUUUUUCCUUGGUCAUCUGGGCUUGCUUGGUUGCAAUGGGCUACCUUUUCAUGUUUUCUGGUGGGAUCAUUUGUCCAUGGGAUCAGGUGUCCUUCUUCCUGUUCAUUGUGUUUGUGGUUUACACCAUGCUACCGUUCUCUAUGCGGGAAGCCAUCAUUGCCAGUAUCCUUACCUCUGCCUCUCACACCAUUGUGCUGAGUGUGUGCUUGUCCACAGCGGCAGAUCACAGGGAGGCAGUAGUGUGGCAGAUUUUGGCCAAUGUUAUUAUUUUUGUUUGUGGCAACAUGGCUGGGGCGUACCACAAGCAUCUGAUGGAGUUGGCACUGAAACAAACCUACCAAGACACCUGUAACUGCAUCAAGUCCCCAAUUAAACUGGAGUUUGAGAAGAGACAGCAGGAGCGUCUUCUUUUGUCUCUACUGCCAGCUCACAUCGCUCGAGUAAUGAAGGCUGAGAUCAUCCAGAGACUGAAGGGCCCAAACUUUGGCCAGAUUGAGAACACAAACAACUUUCACAACCUCUAUGUCCAGAGGCACACUAACGUCAGCAUUCUUUACGCAGAUAUAGUUGGAUUUACGCGCCUUGCCAGUGACUGCUCACCAGGAGAACUAGUGCAUAUGCUGAAUGAACUGUUUGGCAAAUUUGAUCAAAUUGCUAAGGAAAAUGAAUGCAUGCGGAUCAAAAUUCUUGGCGAUUGUUAUUACUGUGUGUCCGGCCUCCCAGAGUCAUUGCCCAACCAUGCAAAGAACUGUGUGAAAAUGGGUCUGGACAUGUGUGAAGCUAUCAAGAAAGUACGAGAUGCUACAGGGGUUGAUAUUAACAUGCGUGUUGGUGUACAUUCUGGGAAUGUCCUUUGUGGUGUUAUUGGACUUCAAAAGUGGCAGUAUGAUGUUUGGUCACAUGACGUCACAUUGGCCAAUCAUAUGGAGGCAGGAGGUGUACCAGGACGAGUUCACAUAACAUCAGUGACUCUGGAACACCUAAAUGGUGCUUAUAAGGUUGAGGAUGGUGAUGGACAAGAGAGAGAUCCUUACCUAAAGGAACAUGGUGUUAUCACUUAUCUUGUUAUCAACCCAAAGGUGGAGCGUCGGAGCCCAGAACCUUAUUAUCGACCCAGAUACACUCUUGAUGGAGCAAAAAUGAGAGCCUCAGUCAGGAUGACCCGAUAUCUGAAGUCAUGGGGAGCAGCCAAGCCCUUUGCCAACCUCCACCACAGAGACAGCAUGACAAAUGAGAAUGGCAAGAUUAGCACUUCUGAUGUGCCGAUGGGACGGUAUCAUUUCCAGAGGAGAUCAGAAAGGACAAAGUCUCAGAAGAAAAGGUUUGAAGAGGAAUUUAAUGAAAGGAUGAUCAGGACGUUUGACGGAAUAAACUCACAAAAACAGUGGCUCAAGUCUGAGGACAUUCAAAGAAUAUCAUUGUUUUUUCAUAACAGAUCAUUGGAAAAAGAGUACCGAGCAACAACCUUGCCUGCAUUUAAAUACUAUGUCACCUGUGCCUGCUUGAUCUUUUUCUGCAUCUUUGUUGUGCAGAUCCUGGUUCUACCAAGUGUGCAGUCAUUCUGGGUUCUUGUGCUCACCCUGUCCUCACUGGUUCUUCACUCCAGUGUCGAUGUGCUCUGCCUCUACCUCCCAGUGUUCCUGUGUUCCUGUGUUCCUCACUGCAAUAAAAGUGCAUCUACUUCUUGGAUGUGGCUGCUGAAAUCAUCAAUUAUUAUUGCCAACAAGCCUUGGCCUCGCAUCACUCUCACCAUGACAACCACCACUUUGAUACUCAUAAUGGCAAUCAUCAACAUGUUCUUUUUGGAAGAUGUAUCCCCCCCAGUUCAACUUCACAACUCAUCUAAUGAAACAGUGUUUUACUCUAAUGGGCAACCUUUAAACUUCUCAGGCCAAAACAAUUAUUACCUACCUUAUUUAAUUUACAGUUGCAUCCUGGGCCUGAUCUCUUGCUCUGUGUUUCUGAGAAUAAACUACGAGCUGAAGAUGAUUAUAAUGUUGACUGCGGUGGUGAUCUACAACAUUAUUAUUCUACAAACACACGCACCUCUGCUGGAUGAAUAUAGCAGAUUUCUGUAUAAGACUGAAAGCCUUGACAGACCUGGAGUCCUCAAGGAUCUGAAGACCAUGGGCUCCAUCUCUCUUUUUAUCUUCUUCAUCACAUUGCUGGUUCUUGCCAGACAGAAUGAAUAUUACUGUAGGUUGGACUUUCUUUGGAAGAACAAGUUUAAAAAAGAAUGUGAGGAAAUUGAAACAAUGGAGAAUCUCAACCGGGUUUUACUGGAGAAUGUCCUUCCUGCACAUGUUGCAGAACACUUCUUGGCUCGCAACUGGAAAAAUGAGGAUCUUUACCACCAGUCCUACGAUGUGGUGUGUGUCAUGUUUGCCUCUAUCCCAGACUUUAAAGAGUUCUACACUGAAUCUGACGUCAACAAGGAAGGAUUGGAGUGUCUCAGGCUUCUUAAUGAAAUCAUUGCCGACUUUGAUGAGCUGCUUUCCAAACCUAAAUUUAGUGGUGUGGAGAAGAUAAAGACCAUUGGCAGUACUUAUAUGGCUGCUACUGGACUUAACACAUCAACUGCUCCUGAGUACACUACCCUGGAGCAUGACAGACAGUAUAUGCACUUAGGAACCAUGGUGGAGUUUGCAUUUGCUUUGGUGGGAAAGUUAGAUGUCAUCAACAAACAUUCAUUCAACGACUUUAAACUCAGAGUUGGUAUUAAUCAUGGUCCAGUGAUCGCUGGAGUCAUCGGAGCUCAGAAACCACAGUAUGAUAUUUGGGGGAAUACGGUAAACGUAGCCAGCAGAAUGGAAAGCACUGGAGUCCUGGGGAAAAUACAGGUGACGGAAGAGACAAGUCGCAUCCUUCAUAAUCUGGGUUACAUGUGCUCUUGUAGAGGGAUCAUCAACGUCAAAGGCAAAGGAGAGCUCAAGACCUUCUUUGUGCACACAGAGAUGACACGUUCACUGUCCCAAGGAAAUAUAAUGCCGUAAGACAGGUUCAGAGUAUCUGCACAUCUACACAGAUCCAACCAAACGUUUUUGAUUGGGGACUAAGGGACUAUCAUCUACGUAGAGCUUCUGUAGUUAAAACAAAUGUGACUCAGGAAGACAUCUGAACAAUAACGACGGAAAACAGAUUCUUACCAUUACCUUGCAGAGUAACUAUGCCACAGAUCUAGCAUAUAUUUAGUUAUUGGGUAGUACACACAACAAUUACGUUACAGUUUGAAUGUUAAUGGUGAAAAGACAAAGAUGUUAUUUUUCAGGGUUAAAGAGAAAACUAGGAGCUCUGUGAUGCUUGUUGCAGGGACUGGACAACAGAAACACUUGCUUUGAUGCCAGUUGCACCACAGCAGGUCUCACCUUUCACAGUAUUUUUUGGUUUUAGAAUAUUGGGUGUGAAAAAGGCCUGAUUUCACGAAACAUUUGAGGAGUAUUUCUAAAAGACUGAAACACCAGCUUGCCACUGGUCUUAUGAAUGUAAGUUUACGUUCUGCUGCAAGUGUUUAAAGUACUUUAAAAGCACAUCCAGUAUUAUUAGACACAGAAUAAACAUGAGAAGCCUAUUUCUGCAAAGGUGGAGGCUGCCCGGAAACAAAAGAAGGCUACAUGGAUUACAACGGUUUAUUCUUAUUCUGCUUAAACCACAAGACUUGGAUGUACUGUAUACUGCAGACAGUCCAGAACACCUAAAAGAGCAUGUUUUGAACCCUCUUUUUCUAAACUCCAGCAAGAGAAAAUGGGAAUUUGGGGCCAGGUGCAUAACAGAUUGUGAAAAAUAAAGAACAUAUUUUUUUUUUCUUGUUACUUUUCAGUUUUUGAGAAUGUGCUACCAUUAGGUUGUAGAAUUUUCCCAAACCCGCCUAAGUGUAGAUCACAUUCACAUAUAAAGAGAAAUUUAGAUGAGCUGAGAACUUAAAUUGGCAUGAACCUUUUUCUUAAAUAACGAUCAAACCCGAAUGUACUUUUAGAACAAAAACUGGAAAUUACUGGUGCUGUUCUGUUUUAAUACAGAGACUUUUAUGCACCUGGCCUCUUUUGAACAGAUCUGAGCCAAACAAACUCGAAGAACAUGAGGAUCAUUUUUUAGUUUAGUUUUUUUUUUCAUUAAAGUUUUGAUCAGUUUAAGCCUAAUUGAUGUACAUGUAGAUUUAGUAUAUAUGGCUGUUUUGUAAGAAAAAAAAAGGUAUAAAAAAAGUUUUUUG
Messenger RNA from Cyprinodon variegatus (sheepshead minnow), 4871 nucleotides. It is a transcript of the gene adcy2a, whose product is annotated as adenylate cyclase type 2-like. Gene Ontology annotation, cellular component: plasma membrane. The coding region runs from base 1 to 3657 and encodes 1218 amino acids. NCBI's taxonomy places the organism in Eukaryota, Metazoa, Chordata, Actinopteri, Cyprinodontiformes, Cyprinodontidae. The transcript has 25 exons. Gene Ontology annotation, biological process: adenylate cyclase-inhibiting G protein-coupled receptor signaling pathway; adenylate cyclase-activating G protein-coupled receptor signaling pathway; cAMP biosynthetic process. The record is from RefSeq and is a predicted model, not a curated record. Gene Ontology annotation, molecular function: adenylate cyclase activity.